Messenger RNA from Brassica napus (rape), 1275 nucleotides. Its product is annotated as F-box protein At3g59000. Bases 1 to 1275 code for a protein of 424 amino acids. Lineage: Eukaryota; Viridiplantae; Streptophyta; Magnoliopsida; Brassicales; Brassicaceae. The transcript has 4 exons. The record is from RefSeq and is a predicted model, not a curated record.
AUGGGGAUCAGUAACGAGCAAUAUCCAACCAAGGAUGGUGCAGCAAACAUUCAUUACGAUGAAGACGACCUGAGGGUAAGCGGGAUAGAGAAGACAUUAAACAGAGCUUCAUGGACUUUGUGGAUAGAGUUUUGGUGCUGCAGGGUAACUCUCCACUUAAAAAAUUAUCCCUUUGAGUAUGCUCCUGUGGCUGACACAGAUCGACUGGAUGGUUGGAUAAGCAGUGUGUUAGCACGUGGUGUUUCGGAUCUUGAUCUAAAUAUCGUUCUGCAUCUUGAUCUAAAGAUCCCUGGGGAUUACUAUCAGCUGAAAAUAAACUAUGGGAUUGGUGUUGGUUGGGUUGCUGGUCGCGUUUUCUUACCGUUGCUUAAAACUCUGAUUCUUGACACAGUUCCCGUUUGUCCACGUGAGUUUGAGAUUCUGCUUCAUGCUCUACCUUCCCUUGAGGAAUUGGUUCUGACUCAUGUAGUGUGGAAAGGUAUGGAUGUCACAGUGUCAAGUGCGAGCCUCAAGACCCUAACAAUAAACUCAAUCUUUGUUUUCAACGCUUUAUCAUUUGAUACGCCAAGUCUCCUUCACUUUGAGUGCUCUGGUUUUGUUGCAUCGGACUAUCCACUAGUUAAUAUGGGAAACUUGGUUGAUGCUCAAAUCGACUUCUUCUUAAGUCAACUGCAUAUCAAGCAACUUAGAGAACCAGAUCUUGAUUGGUUUGACAACCAAGUUGCUCUCCGGUUUAGUAAUAGGUGGAAUCGAGGUCUUGUCAUACGAAAUGUGUGGAAUUUCUUUCAUGGCUUACGAAAUGCUCCGAAUCUUGACUUGUUUCCUGAUACUCUUGAGGUGCUUUCUAUGUGCUCUGAAUCGAUGCCAGUCUUCAACAACCUCAAAUCAUUAGCUAUUGAGAGUCACAAGUCUAGAGGAUGGCAAGCAAUGCCAGCUCUUCUAAGGAACUGUCCAAAUUUAGAAACUCUUGGUCUCGUGCACCGUGUGACAGAUAAGUGUGGGGAUGUUUGCUGCUGCAUCUCUCGGGAGGACAAAGGACUUUCACUCACACUUUGUCCAGUAAAAGUGAUGAAGGUCCAUGGGUUUGAAGGAACAAUGGAAGAGAUGGCGAUGAUAAAGCAUUUCUUGGACUAUUUUCCAUGUUUGAAGGAGAUGGAGGUCUAUGCUGCUGAAGAGAAUAAUAAUCCUACACGGGUAGGAGGAAACCAACGUGUCUUGGAGAUGUUCGAACUCUACAACAAGUUAUCGAGUUGCAAUGUCCAGCUCCGCAUAUGA